UUCACAACGUAAAGACAUCUUUAUUUUUAUUAUUCCUUAAUUAAAGGAUUUAUUGGUAAAGUUUUUCCGAUUUUUCUCCAUUUUCUCUCCUUCUUAAUACACUUCUUAAACUUCCAGCGUCUUCACCGACACCUUGAUGUAUAACUCCACAUCCUAAACACCAGCUUGUGUGUCGUAGUAUUUUCUGUGGACGUCAUGCGGCUCCUCCAGCAUCGGCCUUGGCGUCUCUCGUCUCCUCUGACGGGACUCGGGUUUCAGACGGAGGAGUUAAUCAACACACUCGAUUAAUAAUGCAGCGCCCGGGGGGCCGUGCUUGUUGCUGAAAUCCCUUCUGCUUUUCACAGCCCUCGUUUCGCACCUACUUUUCUCCUUUUACCCGUGUCCUUAAUUACGCUGCUUGCAGACCGGGUGUAGGGUUGCAGGUUUGACUCCCGAGGUGAGUCGGAUCAGAACGAAGCCGGAUGUGUUGGGUCUGUGAAGACUGACUCGGUCCUGUCGACAAGUAUGAAGCCUGUUCUGCCUCAGCUCAAUAUUUCCUCCACAGCCAAGGGAUAGAGUGUGUCCUUGUGUUACUAUUUAUUUUAUUUGGAGUGGUUGCAUCUGAGGACGCUUAAAAUGAUGUGGUGGUCUCCAGCUGUUUAUAUGAUCCUACUUGGGAUCCUCUGUGACGUCGAGCUAGCGCAUUCACAAUCCAGAUUAAUUGAAAGACAAACUACCCAGAGUCCUGACGAUGCAGAUACGCUGGAGGCAGACAUCGAGAAAGUCAUCGAUCAAAUCCACUCUUUGUCCGGAGCGAAACCUCGCAGCUUUAGCGUCCCAGAUACAGACGAGAGCGGAGGCAGCUCCGACACGUACUACGACACCUUGAGUAACCUGUACGGCCUCUUCCCACCGCUGGCCAGAGCGAGAUUCAUGGAUGACCUUCCCAGAAUAUUAGUUUGCAUUCUGUCUGGGAGGCAGGACUGUGGACUGGAGGCAGAGCUGACCAAGACGGUAUCUCUGGAGCUGGGGCAGCCGCUGUUGACCUUCCUGUCUUCCCUGAGAUCCCAGACCUGCGCCCCACCCUCUGGUGACGGAGGCUCGGACGGCUUCUUCGGGACCUACCUCAGAAUGGGCGACCUGACUACGACGCUGGGUGGUUUUCAGCAGGCGGUCAUAAACAUGCUGUCCAGCCUGUCCCUCUCGGAGACGUCCAGGGCGACCGUCAGCGGCAUCAUAGAUACCGCCGUCACCUACGCCUUAAAGUUCAUGGCGACGUUUCUCCAGGCACCGAUGGACUACAUCCGAAUAGCUCUACAAUUUGGAAUCAGGGUCCCAUUUCUAGACCAAACAGACACCUGUGAACAAGGAGAUCUCAAGCAGCUCAUUAUGUGGGGAAUGAAGCACAACGUGAGCUGGUCUCUCAGUGCCUCGCUCGUUGACAUCCUCCUGGAUAUCUUCCUGCCUCCAGAGGAGUCUCUGUACUCGUAUCCGGGUCCCGAGUGCCGCAACCCCCCCGGCGUCUUGCCCUCCGGCCUCCGACGCAGCGCGUCCCAAAACCACACCGACGUCAACUACGAGGUCCUGUGCGACCGCCGCAACCUGGCGACGCUCAACGACACGCUGUGCGCCGACGUCCUGGCCGGUUCUGGGGCGGGCUCGUCUGCGUCCGUGUUCACGUUGUGCCAGGCGCUCAGCGCCCUCGGCCCCGACCAGAUGGAGAGGGCCUGGAGCAACAUGUGCUACGUCAUUCAGGCCCUGGUGUCCCCUCUCGUGGGCCGGUCGUCCGCCGACUGCGGCGCCGUGACCCCUCUGUCCGAGCCUCGCGCCGCGCCUCGCCGAGCGGCCAGAGAAGCCUCCAACCUCAAACUGCUCGCCUGCAACUUCAACGGCUGGCUGGAGAACGGCGCGGUGGACGCCGUCCUCGUUUCCUUGUGCAGCGACAACGAACGCGCCGAGUUCGAGAGGCAAGUGUGCAGCAACGCUUUGCUGAUGCGGAAGCUGCUCUCAGACAGGGCCAACAGCUGGAUCCUCGGGUACUGCGCCAACUCCUCUGCGGACCCCGCGUACCUGGUCGGUCAGUUCUGCUUGUACGAGCAGUGGAUCGACCAACCCGGGUUCCUUGUGGACUCCACGCUGCUGGAGUUCUGCAUGACCCUGGACAGGCCAAGAAUCACCGCUCUCAUCUGUGAGCACACUGGAUUCUUAAUGCUCGUAAUCUCCAACCCGGGCAACUGGCAGAUUAUGCCCAACUGCACGAACAUGCCCCCUCCGCCACCGAUCCCUGACCCGAAUUCCUUACAGCUAGACUCCUGUCUUUACUCAGAGUGGCGCGACCCGAUGCAGCUUACCACAGAAGUCUUGUCCAAGUGCAUCCUCUUCGAUCAGAGCGGCUUCAACAAACACGUUUGCUCCAACGCCACAUUUCUCAACAGACUCCUGGUUAAUAAAAAAAUAGCCUGGCUUGAUGAACACUGCAGGACCUCGAUGAACUUCCAGACCCCUGAGCCGUCCCAAGCCUUCGACAUCGCAGGCUGGUGCGACUACCAAACGUGGGGGAUACGGCUGGUGGACGAUUCGGUCGUUGGACUCUGCUGGCAGCACGAUCAGGUCAACUUUCAGAAGAAUGUCUGCUGCAAGGCGUCUGUGUUCGAAAAGCUGCUGGAAAACCCUCAGAACCAAUGGCUGACGUCAGUCUGCACAGACAUCGAGGAAAUAACCAUGUCACCCCAGGUUUGCAGAUACUCUGACUGGACGCGUCCCAUCGUCGUGGACAUGACCGAGCUCGCUCUCUGCGCCGAGCUCGACGCUCUGAACUUCACCUCCAAAGUCUGCGCCAACGAGUCGGUCCUCCAGAAUCUGCUGGUCAACCAGGACAACAAGUGGUUAAUACAGCACUGCGCCAACCACUCCAACCCGUCGGUGGCUCCCGGGGGUAACGGCGGGGGACAGGAAGGAGGCGCGACCGGAUUUAAAGUGGCUGAUCGGUGCCGCUACUCCAGCUGGAGCGUAAAUCCUCCGGAUGCUGCGCUCCUGACCCAGUGCUGGGAGCACGACCAGAUCAACUUUGUGUCAUCCGUCUGCCCCAGUGCUGGUCUUCUCUUUUUUCUGUCCCGGGAGCCGUCCAGCAUGUGGGUGAGCAAAAUGUGCUCCACCUACACCAACUACACCACCACCAGCAGCACCAACGCCAGCACCGGCCAAGACCCCAACUUCUGCCUGGAAAGAAACCUGGUGCAGCAGUUCAACUGGAGCUGCUCGGGCCUCUACGCCACCGCCUGCCAGCCUUGCGCCACCCAGAACAUGGUGCUGCAGUCCAUAGUGCGCUGCUGGGCGGAGAACGUGAGGUCCAGGGUGGAGGAUCUGCUGACUCCGCCGGUGGCUACGGUGUUGGACCACGCUGUUAGCACCACGGUGGUCGUCCUGCUGAGCCUGGAGGGGGUCCAGGGCUCCACGUGGCACAUCACGGAGAUCAUAAGGACAAGUGUCCUCAAGUCUUUGGUUCAGUUCUUCAAGAGGGAAAACAACGCGAAUGAGAAGAGGGUCCUGCUGCAGUGCUUUGGGACCAUACUGACCAACCUGCUGCAGACUCAGAGGGAAGUGUCCAGCGAUGAACUGCUUCUCAUCAAGGAGUACUUCAGUUUACCGCUGGUCAUCCUGAGGCCGGUGCUCAGUGCAGCUCACAUCAGCACCGUCAGGAUGAUCCUCCAGUACUACAACAGCAACAAGAACACGCUGAAGGUGUCUGAUAGGUACCUGUCCACCAUGGUGUCAGUGCUGUUCCAGACCCACCUCCCCUCGGAUGGUAAACUCUUCUCUGACCUGGCCCCCCUGCUGGCUGCAGCCUCCCUGGUGAACAUCCAGGCUCUGCCCUCCCUGCAGAACAACAUCAAUGUGGUGGAGACCAUCAACAGAAACCUGGACAGAAUGAGUCUGGUCCAGCGGCAGGCGUUCGGUUUGUGGUACAGCAAAGUCAUGACCCCCUCCAACAUCACCGCAGGUCAUCAGUCGCUCAUCAGAGACACCGGAAACCUGAUCACUUACCUGCCCUUCCAGAUCUUCCAACACCUCUCGGCUGCUCAGCUGUUGGACGGGUUGGACGUGUUGCAGAGAAACACUCUGACGCCUCUGAAGCAGGAAUUCAUAGCAAGAAAACUCAUCGGCUCCUACAGGAACCUGACGGCGCAGGACUUCAUCAGGCUGGGUGACAUCUUGUGCCUGGCCGACCCGGAGGACCUCCUCGUCUACAAGAACACCGCGGCCUUCAGCGUCAUCCGGGACGCCGUCAUGAACUGCACCCACAAAGGAAUCGUUCUGCCCAGCCACCUGGUUUCCAACCUGCUGCUGAACCACACAGAGCUGCAGGUUCCCUCGGCCCUGAGCCCUGAGAGGCUGACGGCGCUGGCCCCCCUCCUGCCCUCGCUCGGGGUCAACUUCCUGCAGGGCCUCACGGUGCAGCAGCUGCUCGCCAUCUUCCCCGACAUCAACUCCGUCUCCUUCAGUCCUACUCAGGCUGCCAUAAUCGUGGACAAGCUGUUUUCCAGUAACAUGCUGGACCGGGACCGGCUGCAGGACCUCGGCUCCCUCAUCGUCGGCGUGACGACCGAGACCCUCCUGACCCUCACCUCCGACAGUCUGCUGUCGUCCCUGGCGACCCUUUCCCAACACAACCAAAACCUCUGUCCGCCACAUAGACGAGGCUUCAGCGCUCCACAGGCCAACGCCAUAGCCAGCAAGCUAUGGGGCUUCCCAGAGGUGGUCAGCUGGUUGGGCGUAGUGCAGCCGCUGCUCGGCUGCACCCCCCUCCUCAGCGUCCUCCCCAGGACACGUCUGCUGGUCAACCAGCUCUCCAACACGUCCACCAAGUCCUGGAACACGCAGCAGGCUAAAGUGAUUUUCAGAGAUCUUCUCAACACGAACCCAAAACUGGUCAAACAGGAUUUUCUGAGUCUGGGGACUCUGGGUCAGGGUGUGAGCUGUAAGGUUCUGCAGGAGCGUUUAAGAGCUGAUCCUUCACCUCCUUCGGUCACAAACAUCCUGGUCCUCCUCCGACAGCAGCCGGCUCUGCUCCACUCCUCCCUGAAAACGUGCCUGAUUAACGAGCUCUACCUUUUUGAGUUCUUCCCUGAACUUCUCGACGACCUCGGAGCUGAGAUCGCUCUGUCUUUGCCCGUGAGCACCGUUAAGAAGUUUUCUCAGAACAUGAUGGAAACUCUGAGGGGAGUGAUCGUCCAGGAGCCUCUUCACUUUCUCCUGCUGUCCAGGGCGAAGCAGCUGCUGCUGGUGGAUAAAAUUGCGCAGAAAAUGGUGGGGGUUUACACGGGGCCGUUCACGGAGGAAGACUUUCGUUCGCUGGGCGUCAUGGCGACGUUCGUGGCCGACGAGAUUUUCGUUCAGGUGGACCGUGGCUUCUUCACCGAAAACAUGGAUUUCCUCCGGGGGCUGUGCUACCCCAGCAACAAGAUGGAAAUCGUGGCUCGAAUCCUUCAAGAACCGUCCGUCUUUGGCCCGGUCCAGAACUGGAACCAGACGACCCUGAGUCAGGUCGACCGGUUUCUCUUCUUCCUUCCCAACGAGAGGCUUCAGGAAAUCUCCAGGGCGCUGAUGACCGUGGGCCGCGUGGAGAAGCUGUUCAUGAGCCAGAAGCUGUGGGAAGCGGGGGUGGUGGGGAGCCACUGUUUGGACGACAGCGAGAGGAGGGCGUUUUUCGAAAAGCAGCAGUUUGUGCUGCAGUUUUUCCUGGGCUUCCUCAAACUGAACCCUCUGUCACCGACCCCUAUGGUUCCCACCUGUGAGAUUCUUCACACCACGGCCCCGUCCCUCUGGACGUCCAGCAGCCUGACCAGCAUGUCCCCCUCAGCCUUCUCCAACUGUCUGGACCUGAUGGGUCGGGACCCGUACUUCGCCACCUACCAGCGCAGCGAGGUGCUCAAGAGAGUCAAAAAGAUGUACGGACCCGUCUCCACCUUCUCCCAGUCCUUGAUCUCUCAGCUGGGUGGAAUAGCUACGGAGUUGACGCCGGAGGAGCUGAGCAGCCUCCGGUUCACUGAGCGGAGGAGCAUCGCUGCUAUGGGCGCUGUCAGCACCUGGAACAACAGACAGUUGGCUGCAUUAUUUACCACCAUGUUAAACACCACCAAGCAGAGUCCGAGCCAGCUAGACUCCAGCACACUGGUUGCCAUGGGUUACAUCGUGUGCGGAGCUAAAAGCACAGACAUGAGGUCUUUCAACGCUGUAGAGUUCAGUAAAGCGGCGCUAUGGCUGGGUCAGCUGAGACUCUCCUGCUCUGAGGAGCAGCUCCUGGCUCUGGUGGAGCUGCUGUCCCACAGUCUCGCUUUCGGACCCAUGAGCUCAUGGGGAACCAGCGUGUUCAUUGAGAUCGGAGUCCUGGCAGCUGGUCUCCCAGACAUGGCCAUGUCAGCUCUGGUGAAAGAGCAAAUUGAAGGAAUCACUCCAAAGGCCAUCUCCAUUAUACCACCGGACAAGUUUGCUGUGACAUUUAACCAGGGACAGAUCAACAUGUUCUCCUAUGAGCAGGGGGUGGCAGUAACUGAGGAGCAGCAGGCUGCCCUGUCAGCCAUUCAGAGGACAGCUCUAGCUAUGGUGCUGACUCCUUGGGAGGACAGACCUGUAAACUUCAGAGGGAGGUCGACAGGGCUGGCGCUGAGCCACAGUCCUCUGUGUCUCGUCCUGGGACUUCUGAUGCCGCUGACCGUCCUGCUCUGCCCCGACUCAUGACCCCAUUUACCCCGGCUGGAUUAGAACAUCUCCUCAUCCACAAACUGAUUUAUUUAUUUGUUUAUUUAUUUUCUGUGCAAUACCAUGCUUCUCUGACAUAAGCAGCACUUUGGGAUUUCUAUAUAAUGUAUUUAAUGAGAUUAUAAUUUAUUUUUUUUGCAGCUUUGACGUCAACAUUAGCACUGAAGGAUAUAAAUAGUUUAUUUCAAAGUCAAUUUAAUACCCACAGAUCAUUUUAAUCUUUUUUUUUAUGAACCUACAUGAAUCACAUACUGUCCCCGGUGUCAGGGAUGUUAGGCCAUACCCAGAAAAGUGACCCAAACAUAUAAAACUUCUAAUAAAUGUAUAUAUUUUUUUGUGAAAUUCUAUAUCUGUGAAACAGCUUAGUGUUUGACAAAGGGAUAUACAGUGACCCCCCAAUAAAACCUUACUGUAUUAAUAUUGUUCAACUUCAGACUGUUGUUGCUGUGAGUUUUGUAUUGUUGUGCACACUUUCUGGUGUUUAUUAAAAUUACUUUAAACCA
This is a messenger RNA of Mugil cephalus (flathead mullet), 7241 nucleotides long. It is a transcript of the gene strc1, whose product is annotated as stereocilin 1. The transcript is spliced from 29 exons. The record is from RefSeq and is a predicted model, not a curated record. Lineage: Eukaryota; Metazoa; Chordata; Actinopteri; Mugiliformes; Mugilidae. Gene Ontology annotation, biological process: cell-matrix adhesion. Gene Ontology annotation, cellular component: stereocilium tip; cell surface; kinocilium. The coding region runs from base 616 to 6717 and encodes 2033 amino acids.